Microstroma glucosiphilum is the source of this 1508-nucleotide messenger RNA. Its product is annotated as P-loop containing nucleoside triphosphate hydrolase protein. NCBI's taxonomy places the organism in Eukaryota, Fungi, Basidiomycota, Exobasidiomycetes, Microstromatales, Microstromataceae. Gene Ontology annotation, cellular component: catalytic step 2 spliceosome; intracellular anatomical structure. The record is from RefSeq and is a predicted model, not a curated record. The coding region runs from base 50 to 1210 and encodes 386 amino acids. Gene Ontology annotation, molecular function: RNA binding. The transcript has a single exon.
CGCGUGAGUGCGAUGCAGCAUUGCAUGACGGUAAAGGAGACUCUGACUGAUGUCCGUGUAUCUGGCAACAUCGACAGAGAUCCCUCAAUAUCUCCUCGAAGCUGGCUGGGCUUCUACAGGGCAACAAAUCGCGAUCACUCAGCCACGGAGAAUCAGCGCCAUCUCAGUCGCCUCGAGGGUAGCAACAGAAGUAGGAUCGGUCCUGGGAGAUGAGGUCGGCUACUCGAUUCGCUUCGAGGAGGUAUCGAACCCGCUUCGGACACGCAUCAAGUUCCUCACAGACGGAAUGCUAUUCCGAGAGUGUAUGCGGGAUCCUUUGCUCAGCAAGUACAGCGUCAUUAUGAUUGACGAGGCUCACGAGAGAGGCGCGUACACCGAUCUCCUACUUGGCUUGAUCAAGAAGAUUCGCAGGAAGCGGCCAGAGCUCAGAGUCAUCGUUUCCAGCGCCACGAUCGAUGCAAAGAAUAUGCUCGACUUCUUCGCCAACGGAGAAGCGCACGACGAAGCGACAAUACUUUCGCUAGAAGGACGAACCUAUCCGGUUGAAGUCUCUCAUCUCGGCAAGCCAUGUAGUGACUACGUCAAGGCGGCUGUGGACACUGUAUGGUCCAUUCAUCUCAAUGAGGGCCAAGGAGAUAUACUGGUCUUUCUCACCGGCAGAGAAGAGAUCGAUCGUUGUCUGCAAACAAUAGCAGAUCGAUUGCUCGACUUACCGAAGGGCUCGUUACCACUCGAGUUGCUGCCGCUUCAUGCAGGGUUGACCUCGGAGGAGCAGAUCGCCGUCUUUACGCCAACGGCAAGGGGUUCGCGGAAAUGCAUUGUAGCUACCAACAUCGCGGAGACAAGCGUGACGAUUGAGGGGGUCAAGUAUGUUGUUGAUUGUGGCUUCGUAAAGGUGAGCUGGCGUGGGAAGGUCUCAGGAUGCUGCGUCAGUAUACUUACUCUCCUCUCCCCUGUCCGCUCAGGCACGCCUGUUCAACCCAAUCUCAAGCAUGGACAUACUUGCGACGGUCCCCAUCUCACAAGCUUCCGCGACGCAAAGGGCAGGGCGAGCAGGUCGUGUCUCGCCGGGCAAAUGCUACCGCUUGUAUACAUCGUCGGCCCACAAAUUCCUGCCUCGUACGACGUUGCCGGAGUUGGCACGGACAGACAUCACUCCCUAUAUAUUGCGGCUCAAGGCCCUCGGCAUCGACAAUCUUGCCAACUUUGAAUACCUGCCACCCGCUCCGCCGAGCGGUAUGAUGGUCCGAGGUCUCGAAUUCCUCUCUGCGAUAGAUGCUCUCGAUGAGUGGGGCCGCCUUACGCCUGUAGGUGAGAGGAUGGCAGAGUUGCCCGUCGAGCCGAUGACAGCCAAGUGCUUGCUGGCUUCCCAAGAGUUUCGUUGCACUGCUGAGAUGGUCUCGAUAGCAGCGAUGACUUCGGUUGCCUCGCCCUUCACUAUACCCGACGAAGGUCGCUCACGAGCUGGGGCGGAGGGCGAGUUGGAAAGAAGGAAGUUCACAGCAGAG